Messenger RNA from Ziziphus jujuba (common jujube), 746 nucleotides. RefSeq names its product probable gamma-aminobutyrate transaminase 3, mitochondrial. The coding region runs from base 1 to 465 and encodes 154 amino acids. Lineage: Eukaryota; Viridiplantae; Streptophyta; Magnoliopsida; Rosales; Rhamnaceae. The transcript is spliced from 6 exons. Gene Ontology annotation, molecular function: pyridoxal phosphate binding; S-adenosyl-L-methionine:8-amino-7-oxononanoate transaminase activity. Gene Ontology annotation, biological process: biotin biosynthetic process. The record is from RefSeq and is a predicted model, not a curated record.
AUGCACCGCAGUUUUCAGGAUGUACAAGGGGGAAAUGAACCUCGGCUUGUUGCUGCUGCAACCGCGCAAAUGAAUACUUUGCCAUUUUACCACUCCUGGAAUCGCACUACAAAGCCUUCUUUGAUUUCACAUUUUGACAGAUAUCAUGGUUCAACUCUUAUAGCAGCUAGUCUAUCUGGCCUUCCAGCUGUUCAUCAAGCAUUUGAUCUUCCAGCUCCAUUUGUGCUGCACAUUGACUGCCCUCACCACUGGCGUUUUCAUCUUCCAGGUGAGACUGAGGAGGAGUUCUCAACCAGAUCUGCCAAUAAUCUCGAGAAUCUUAUCCUCAAAGAGGGACCAGAGACGAUAGCUGCAUUUAUUGCUGAACCUGUCAUGGGAGCAGAAGGAGUGAUACUUCCCCCUAAGACUUGUUUCGAAAAGGUAUAUUGCUCUUUCACAUUGAACUCUAGCCAGAAACUUCCAUGAAUGUAAUAUAUGCAUCUCAUACUUGCUGGUUGGCUGGCUAACGUAGUUUUGAUGGAUGCAAGCUUUAGCUGCCCAGCAGAAGAAAAAGUUAAAACUGUGUAGCAAAAAAUGCUUUUCAAAACAGCAUAAUGUUUUUGGUUAGUUCUAUAUAAAUGAUUUAUCAAUGGUUAGAAAAGUGCACCAGCUAAAGUUUUGUGAUUUAUUUUCAAAUUUUGAAGCAGGCUAUUUGUUUUUUAACAUAUGUACAUCAUAAUAUUUUGCAACGUCAAAGAAAUUUAACA